Schizosaccharomyces cryophilus OY26 is the source of this 441-nucleotide messenger RNA. RefSeq lists its product as uncharacterized. The transcript is spliced from 2 exons. NCBI's taxonomy places the organism in Eukaryota, Fungi, Ascomycota, Schizosaccharomycetes, Schizosaccharomycetales, Schizosaccharomycetaceae. The record is from RefSeq and is a predicted model, not a curated record. The coding region runs from base 1 to 441 and encodes 146 amino acids.
AUGUCUGGGCAAGAAAAUUUAUUAUCUCAUUUCAAACAAACAGCAUUAAGCGUUACACAGUUGUACCAAGCUUCCACUGCAGAGGUACUUCGUUCCCAAAAAGCUGGUUAUGCACAGGCUUUGAAAGAAAUCGCAGAACUGAUUGAAUGUAACGGUGUUUCUAGUGACUAUGUCCUUCAAUAUUGCAAAGAAAAACUAACGAUUUAUGACCCUGAGUUCGUGGCAGACUCGUUUCAACACUCAUCAGGCGGGAAUGGAGACCCUAUCCAUAUGGACGAUGUACAGCAAGUUCCUCAGAGUCAUUCAAAUCUUAAUUUCUCUGCAUUGCGCACAGCUCGUUCAGGUCGGCCCGUUUUGGAUUCAGACGAUGAUGAAGCUCCUCACAAACGAAGAGUUUUCGACUUGAAUGGCACAUGGACAAAACGAAAUCGUCGUGUGUAA